Molecule: messenger RNA, 588 nt
Organism: Prorocentrum cordatum
Lineage: Eukaryota; Dinophyceae; Prorocentrales; Prorocentraceae
Source: the annotation of a GenBank genome assembly
AUGCAUGUCCAGGGCACGCUGAAGCACAACUGCAUCCCGACCGGCUGGAGGUGCCUGUCGACCGGCGUGGACGUGGCGGCGGGGUGCGGGCCGCUGCAGGCGCGGUGCGCGGCGGCCGCCGCCCUGCAGCUGCAGCGCGACCCCCCGCCCCUGGCGCAGUACCUGGUGCUCCGCUUCGGGGCGGCGGCGCCCCUCUGCCGCGACGCCGCGCACCUCUUCGGCACGAGCGCUGGGUUCGAGGGGCUGCGGGCCCAGAUGCGGGCGCGCGACGUCAUAAGGGACUACGUCGCUCUGAAGCACGGUGACGUGCGGGCCCCCAUCGACGAUUCCACCUUCGCGGUGCAGGCCAGGUGUCGCGUGCACGCGAGCGGCCAAGAUGCCGUCACGGUCUACGAGGUGGUGGACGAGUACUCGGACGGCCUGGAGACGUACAGUCUGGCCACCCCGUCGUCGGCGACGCGCUCUACCUGGGCGGGCCCUGGUCGCCGGAGCGGGACGGGCGCUUCUGCCCGCGGCUCUUCCUGCACCAGGUGCGCAUCGGCUUCUGCGGCCUCGCCGGUGAGCCCAUCGUCGUGUGGAGCCCGCUGA